GACAUCUGACGACGGUCGGAGGAAUUAAGCAACUGCGGCGGUCGUCUGCGUAUCGUCUGGCUACAAAAUUGGUAAAUUCGAAUUUAUUGCCUUCGGCUAUGGAUUCCGGCCCCGAAGCCACCGUCUCUAACGUCUCGUAGGCGGUUUGGAAGGUGGAAAAGGCCUCUGAUGCUCCUAUUCGGUCCGCGGGCGACGUCGUUUGUCUCUUCCGUUAAGCCUAUUUAGGCUUAGCGGGUAGGAUGGUGGAGCCCAUCUUCGACUACCAAUUCCGUCUCGUAUUGAUCGGCGAUAGCACCGUGGGGAAGAGCACCCUCCUCAAAACGUUCACAGAAGGGAAAUUCGCAGAAGUGUCGGAUCCCACAGUCGGAGUCGACUUUUUCGCUCGUCUGGUCGAAGUCAAGAGCGGAGUCAGAGUUAAAAUGCAAUUAUGGGACACGGCGGGACAGGAGAGAUUCAGAUCUAUCACGCGAUCAUAUUAUCGAAAUUCGGUUGGAGCCUUGCUCGUUUAUGAUAUUACACGGCGUUCUAGUUUCGAACAUUUAGUGGACUGGCUAUUUGAGGCGCGUCAUCAUAUUGAACCACAGAAAGCAGUGUUCCAGGUAGUGGGAUGCAAAGUGGACAUGGAGCACCUAAGAGAGAUACCAACAGAUGAGGGAAAGGCAUUCGCCGACUUCUAUGGGGUGAAGUUCAUUGAGACGUCGGCCAAGACAGGUUACAAUGUGGAGGAGGCCUUUGCCAUGAUCGCCCAAGAAAUUUAUAGCAAAAUAGAAACUGGAGAAUUUAAAGUGGAGGACGGCUGGGAUGGAAUUAAGACUGGAUUUGCGCGUCCGAGAAGCAAUGUUCACCUGAUGGAGGCAGAACCUGAAGGAGGAGGCUGUUGCUAAAAUUUUAUAAUUACAAUAGGGAAUAAAUUAACUAAUAUUAAGAACCGUGAACAAAUUGUAAUAUAUAUAAAUAUAUAUAUUAGCUAGGCUUUGACAUUGACAGAUAAAUUAGUUAGAUUUUAUAAAAUAUUUAUUUUAAUUUAUUUAAUAACGACUUGUUUCUCCUUUAUAUUUGUAGUGUUUCACCCAUUUAAUUAUGAGAAAUUUGAAAAAGUUUUGAAUUCUUUGGUAUGAGACAAGUUCAGGAAUUGAUGGAAAGAUUUUUGUAUUAGGUUUCUUUAUUUUUCCAUUGGAUUUUGUGAGGUGAGAAUUUGGUUAAUUUUGUUGUAUUUUAUUUUGGUCAUAGAAUGUCGUCUUCUUUUUAUGUUUGCAUUUGACAAGUUCAUCGACAUUUCUGCCAUUUAAUUUAGUUUUUCAUCUAUCUUAACUGUGUUCUGGAUGGUGAUUUAUGCAAGCAUUCUUAUAGUUUCCAUGCUUGUUCCACGAGAAAUUCUUUGACGAUCGUUGCCGUUAACUUUUUUAUCGGCAGUUUUAUUAUUAAUGAUACAAAAAUUGUACAUUUUGUAUUUCCCGAAACAUCAUCUAUACUAUAUAUUUAGAAAUUUCUAUGAAUCUCUGAGUAUAAUUUAUCUUCUGCAUUUUUUCUUUUUUGGAACAUAUUUUGUCUUUUAAUAUUUCUUUCGUCUUUUACAGAUCAUGCAGAGAAAUUCUCGUCGAAAUUUUGGGCAUGUCAAGUCCAAAAUUACCGACAAAUUUUAAUAUACAAAAUGGAAAUGAUGGAGUUUGCUACUCGAAUUUGACAGUUAUUUUUUGAGAUUUAACUCUAAUUAUUUUAUGAUUUCAAAGACAGAGAGAAUGCUAACGUCCACGUAAUUAGAAUUCCAUGUGUUUGGUUUGUUUAGGAGAAUUCCAAGUAGGUCUGUCCAUUGCUAGAAAGAACUGAGUAAGUGUAAGAUUUAAUUUGUUUGUCUUAAAUCUUAAUUUAAAGAUCUGAAGCGAUUGGUUUCAAAUUAAUGAUUAUGCAGUUAUACACGGCAAGAUGAACAAAUUAUUUGGCGAUAUACGUAAGGAAUUCAAAAGAAUAAUCAUUUGUGGACGAUCAUUCGUUUGAAUUUUUCAAACAGAAAUAGAGAAUUUCCUUUUCCUCCAAAAAUCGGCAUACAUUUAUGACCAAUUUUGGAGAGAACAUGAAUAUUUGUAUGUUCAGAUAUAGUUAAUUCCCUUUUGUAUUCUGUCGUUUAACAUGUACCGAUCCUCCUGUGCAGAUAAACAAAGUAGCGUUGAUAUCCAUUCACAUCUACAUUCACAAACGUUGCACCAAAAUCACAUUUUACUUAUUGGUAUUCUUGUUACGUAUGGUCAUCAAAUCUCUGUUUAGUUCUUUACAAGACCAUUUUUGAAUUAAAAAUAAUUAUUGGUGUUAAAUCUGUAAUCAUGGCACCCAUUCGUAUGCAAUUUUUGUCCAUCUUGUAAACAUAAUUGCAGAUACUUUCAUCCACCGUGCUUCGGUAGUAGUGAGGACACCUACAGUUUGACCGAAAUGCUAGUCUAUCGUGCCUCCAAUUCUUGUUUUACUUCAUAAAUAAUUUCAUGUCACCCAAGAAUGUAUCCACCACUGUAACAGAAUAAAGAUAAACAAUAACAGGAAUACAAAGCUGUAAUUUUGACAUUGAAUAUAAAUUACAUACCUGUUAAUUUGCUUUUCCUGCAACAAUUGUUACGCUACUAGAAACUUUCUAGUCACUGCAAGUAACGCAAUGAUCAAGUUCUAGAAUUUGCAAUUCCACAUCUUAGUAGCGUAGCAUAGCAUAGCAUGACUCAAAUUUACAAAUGUAGUUGCAUUACAAUCAGUUUAUCGUUUGUAGCCACAUUUAUUCUUCAUGACGAUUUGCAUUACGAGACAAUCCGUUCCUUAAAUUAAUUAUUGGCCGCCCGCGAAACACUUUUCUUAUUGUUCCUCUGUGUCUCUGUGAUUUGCACCUCAAUAAUUUGUCGCAAUACUAAGUAAAUUAUUUUGGCAAAGGGACCAAGUCACCUUAUUAAUUGUUUACAAAUUUGUUUCUUGUAUGCGACAGCAGUUUUCAGUAGAAUUAUCAUUAAUAAGUGAGCCCGCAUCAUUAGUUCAUCUUGCUGUGUAUGCUUUGACAGCUUUUUUCAUUUUCAAAAUUAAUUUUCCAGAAAGCAUCACCACUAAAUGACGCAAUUGUGAUAACAGCAAAAAAAUUACACUUUUUGUUUUUACUUUGUAAAAUAAAACAGAACAUCAAAACUUCAUUGCUCAAAAUUUUGUCACUUUAAAGAAUUUGUAUUCAAAGUCUUUUGUAAUCUGAGAGUCUUUGACAGAAUUUCCAUUUUGAAACACUGCGGAGGGGAUUUGUUUUGUAAAUUUUCGAUCGGCACAAACCGACGAAGAUUCCUAUUUAAGUGAUGCCAGAGACAUUAAAGCAUCGAGUGCCAUAAUUCUAUUCUUUAAUACCGCAGUGCUCUGUUUUCCAUUGUUACUUUGGAAUGUUUGGCGAAUUUAAGCAUGCAGAGACGUCCUCGCGCACAUUAUUUAUCCCGGUGCCACGGGGUUCUACUUUACUCCACCUCGUUCAUCACAGAAAAAGCAAUUUAUCUUCACUUACUUCAAGGAUAACACAUCUAGCCAAGCCACAUUCCUCUCUCGACUCUCGCAUCCUAUAUUAGACAUUUGAAGAGCUGCUAUUUAUUAUAAAUAUAUUUAUUUAUUUUUUUGUUUAAAAAUAAUAAGCCAAAUUUUAAGAAUUAAUCCAAAUAACCACAGCUUUACUCGAUAGAAUUGGUCUGUUGUUAUAUUUUAAUAGUUUAAGUAUUAUUUAUUUGUAUUUAUAGAUGGAUUGAAAGAAUUUUUCGUUUGAAUCGUUCUUUCCGAACUUCUGUAUAUUUAUGUAAAGAGAUAUAACAUCUAUUUUUGAUUAUUUUCGAAUUUUUCCCAUAUAUUUGUAUACAUAAGAACCGUGUGUACGGAUAUGCAUCAUAUAAAUGAAUAAAAUAAAAGAUAUAUAUUAUAUAUUUAUGCCGACAUACGUCGUCCAAAAUGAAUUUUGUAUUGAGAACCAAAACGAGAAGAUUUUGCUUUCUCCGAAUAAACUCUUGAUUUAUCAUGCUA
Centruroides sculpturatus (bark scorpion) is the source of this 4014-nucleotide messenger RNA. It is a transcript of the gene Rab39, whose product is annotated as ras-related protein Rab-39B-like. The record is from RefSeq and is a predicted model, not a curated record. The transcript has 3 exons. The coding region runs from base 240 to 884 and encodes 214 amino acids. Gene Ontology annotation, cellular component: Golgi membrane. NCBI's taxonomy places the organism in Eukaryota, Metazoa, Arthropoda, Arachnida, Scorpiones, Buthidae. Gene Ontology annotation, molecular function: GTP binding; GTPase activity.